CAACAUCUUAGACUAGUUUUCAAAAAAAAAUUCAGACUUUUUAAAUGGAAUUCAGAUUUGACUAUUCACCACAGUGGAUUCAAGCUGAUAUUCCCGGAACAUUAAUAACUGUGAAUAAUGUAGUGAUAGCAACACAAUGCCACAGCCUUUCUUCUGACGAGAAAGUACUGCCUGAAAGUGUGGUGGAGGUGGGUUUAAGCCAAGCAUUCAGAAGAUAAUUAGGUUAUUAUCUGAAAAGGAAGCAUGUGCAGGAUUAUGUGGAGAAUGAAAUUAAGAGCAUGACUAAUUCAGAGAGGCAGAGAAGACAAGAUGGCAGACUACUUCAUGAUGACAGUCCCAUGAUCCUGUGCUCACACAUUGAAGUGGUGCAUUAAGUAGCAUAAUCACUAUGCUCAACAAGAGAGAGGGAAAGUUGAGGAUGCGGGGGCAACACGAUGGAUCUCUCGUUCACAUUCAUGAAAGGUAUCAUGGGAAACACGAUUCAACUGCCGCAACAACUUAUUGAUUCAGCCAAUAUGAGACAGGUUCCUGAUGUUCUCAAUGCCAGCAGUGGCAUCAGGGAAGACAGAGGGCAAUCCUGUGAAGCUUCCCUCCAGCAAGGGUUUAUCUUUCCUGCUUCUGGUGCUGAUAAUAUCCCACCAGUCACCAAUGGCUACUCCAAUGUUAACAUGUAUGAGACGCCAAACAAGCACCCAGCAUAUUCCCAGCUCCCCAAUGGAUCUGCCAAUGGCUACGGAACAUGUAAGAAUAUCAGUUCCACUGAAUCUUGCACAGCGGGAAACCACUUGGUGAAACAGCCCGAGAUUCAGGAGAAAGCACCCUCUCCUCCUGUUCCUGAACCUGUCACACCAAAGAAGACGGGCUCUCCAGAGAUUAAAUUGCGCAUCACUAAAACUUACCACAAUGGAAAGGCACUGUUUGAGUCCUCACUCUGUGGUGAUCUCCUGAAUGAGCAGCAGGCUCAGGCUGCUGAGUCUGCAGUGACUCGCAAACCAAAACGGGAGAAAAAGAAAAGGAGCAAGCAUGAUUCUACCACCACUGACAGCCAGGAAUACAAAGCUGUCAAAGUGGAGCCUGAAGACUGCAAAGUCAUGUAUGGAAACCCUGUUGUCCAGGUCCAUCGUUUACCUGUGUCUGGAAAUCAGACUGUCAUGUCGAGUUGUUUCCAGAUUGGAGACUUGGUAUGGGCGAAAGUUGGUACCUAUCCCUGGUGGCCCUGCAUGGUGUCCUGUGAUCCAUUGCUGCAAGUUCACACCAAGGUCAACACAAGAGGUGCUCGUGAGUACCACGUGCAGUUCUUUGGGACGGUGCCAGAACGAGCCUGGAUCCAUGAGAAGAGGGUGGCGCCUUACAAAGGACGUUCACAGUACAGUGCCCUUGUUGCCGAGACUGCCAAGCAGGCCAGCAAUGCUGCAGAGAAGCAAAAGAUUUUGAAGCCUAUAGCACAAAGAAUUCGACCCCAGUGGGAUGUUGGCAUAACUCAAGUCGAAGAUGCAUUGAGGUUGACUCAGGAGGAAAGGAUAGCACAGUACACUUUCAUUUAUGUGGAUGAAAAGCCUGACGCAUCAGCAGAUAUGACUGCAACAUCAUUAAAUCAUGAAGUAAAGAGAAACAGGCGCCUUGGACCGUUGUCCAGUCCUCCACACGACCAGACAGUGGGCAAGCAGGCCUCUUCGGCGCUCUCUACUGACAAUGACGCUGGUCAACUGGCACAUGAAAGGCAAGCAAACAUCCAGGAGCCUCCUCCCAAAAUGACUUGGAGAACAGCAGCAGCUAGGAAAUCACUGCCGCCUUCCCUUGCAAACCUCAAGGGGAACCAGGAUGCGAAAAGAAAUGGUGGCAAUUCUGACUCUGAGGUGUUGCCAGUAAGAAAAAAUGACCAGAAGGGAGCAAGUAUUAAGGCAGAGCCAUCGCAAAGAGAAGUUAAGGAAGUUCUCAUCACCCCUUUAAGUCUGCGAAGUGAGAAGCGAGACGCAGAGGUUCAGUUCUCUGUGCGUGGAGAAGCACACCUGAUUUCCUCAGAAAGGAAACAACAAAGAAGAUCAGUUCGAAGUCGCUCUGAAUCGGAGAAAGUCACUGAAGUUGUACCGAAAAAGAAAAUGCGAAAAGAACAGGUGGAAACUGUUCCAACAACUGAGAUGACUGGCCCACAGAGAGGAACAUCAUUACCCCAUGCGCAUGGAACAAUGAGUUCAACUCUGCCAGGUGCCAGCGAACUUUCAGAUUCAUGCAAGCCAUUGAAAAAACGUAGCCGGGCAUCUACCGAUGUGGAGAUGACAAGUCCGGGUUGCAGAGAAAUCAAUGAUUCUGAUGCUAGAGGAUUGCUGAGUGAGAUUGGUUUGGAGAAGAGAGCUGAUAGUCCCGCAGUUCCUCCAGGUACAGAUGUCUCCGAUGAAGCAUCCAUGGAUUCGUGUUUGUCCAGACGUGGCAGUGGAACAUCAAAGAAGGAUAAUAUUUGUCAGGUCUGUGAGAAACCAGGCGAGUCUCUCGUGCCUUGUGAAGGGGAGUGCUGCAGAGUCUUUCACAUGGAGUGUCUCAGAUUGGCAGAGAUACCUAAUGGGAAGUUCACCUGCAUGGAAUGCACUACAGGAAACCACACCUGUUUUUCUUGCAAGUUGUCUGACAAUGUCGUGAAAAGGUGUUCGGUGAACUCAUGUGGAAGAUUUUACCAUGAAUCCUGUUUGAGGAGUUACUCUUCUGCACAGUUUGAGGGAAAAGGUUUCCGUUGCCCUCUGCACUGCUGUUUGGCAUGUUUAGUGGACAACUGUGAAAUGGCUAAAGCAACGAAAGGUCGCAUGCUGCGCUGUUUGCGGUGUCCUGUGGCUUAUCACACGGGGGAGAGUUGUAUUGCAGCUGGCAGCCUUGUCCUUUCAUCCCAAAGCAUCAUCUGCAACAACCAUUCCAGCUUGAAGAAAGGCAGUCGCGCGUCUCUCCAAGUCAAUGUAAGCUGGUGCUUUAUCUGUGCAAGAGGGUUGAUUGAGCAAGACCAAUCCGAAACCCUUAUCAGUUCUUAUACAUAUAAGUCGCACUACCUCCUGAGCGAGUCAAAUCGUUCGGCUGAGUUGUUGAAAAAACCUAUGAUUCCUCCCUCACCGUCAACUACAGUAAAGAAAUGUGGGAAAGGUGGUCACCUGUUGUGCUGUGAAUCCUGUCCAGCAUCCUUCCAUCCUGAAUGCCUGACGAUUGAAAUGCCAGAAGGGAACUGGUAUUGUAAUGACUGCAAGGCUGGCAAGAAAUCACGAUACAAGGAAAUAGUCUGGGUCAAGCUCGGUAUAUACAGGUGGUGGCCAGCAGAGGUUUGUAAUCCCAAAUCUGUGCCACUUAACAUUCAAGCAAUGAAGCACCACAUAGGAGAAUUCCCUGUACGUUUCUUUGGAUCGAAUGAUUACUAUUGGGUGCAUCAGGGUAGAGUCUUUCCUUACUUAGAAGGUGACAAAGGCAACGUAUCUGAUGGUCGAGCUGGUGGUAUUAACGAGAUUUUCAAAAAAGCACUGGAAGAAGCUGCAAAACGUUUCCAGGAGCUAAAGUUAUUGAAAGAAAGUAAGGAAGCACUAGAAAAUGAACGCAAUGAAAGAAAGCCACCAGCGUACAGAUUUAUUAAGACAAACAAACCAGUUGGCAAAGUGCAGAUUCAUGUUGCUGAUGUGUCAGAAAUCCCACGAUGCAACUGUAAGCCCACAGAUGAAAACCCUUGUGGACUGGACUCGGAAUGCCUGAACCGGAUUCUGAUGUACGAGUGCCAUCCUCUUGUCUGUCCAGCUGGAGAAAGCUGCCAGAACCAGUGCUUCAGCAAACGACUCUACCCUGAGACAGAACUUGUGAGGACAGAAGCACGGGGCUGGGGCCUCUGCACAAAAGUAGAUAUUAAAAAGGGUCAAUUUGUAACUGAAUAUGUUGGUGAGUUAAUUGAUGAAGAAGAAUGCAGAAACCGCAUAAAACAUGCUCACGAAAACAACGUUACCAAUUUCUAUUUGUUGACUUUAACCAAGGAUCGUAUCAUUGAUGCUGGGCCCAAAGGCAAUUACUCCCGCUUCAUGAACCACAGUUGCAAUCCAAACUGCGAGACACAGAAAUGGACAGUGAAUGGUGACACACGUGUCGGACUUUUUGCACUUUGCGACAUUCGAGCAGGUUCUGAAUUAACCUUCAACUAUAAUUUGGAUUGUUUGGGCAAUGGAAAGACGGUAUGCAAGUGUGGAGCUCCCAACUGCAGUGGGUACCUGGGUGUGCGUCCAAAGACGGCUGCUGCAACGGCGAAUGAAGAAAAGGCAAAAAAUGCAAAGAAAAAGAUGAAGAAACGUAAAACCAAAAUAGAUAUCAGAAAAAUGCAUGAGGACUACUGCUACCGAUGCUGUGAUGGAGGCGAGCUUGUGAUGUGUGAUAAGAAAGAUUGCCCCAAAGCAUACCAUUUGUCAUGCCUAAACUUGACUAAACCACCCUUCGGAAAAUGGGAAUGCCCUUGGCACCAUUGUGAUGAGUGUGGCAAAUCCUCAACUUCCUUCUGUGACUUCUGCCCAAACUCCUACUGUAAGGAGCACCAGAAAGGAGCCUUGAUUGCUUCAGCGUUGGAUGGCCGGCUCUGCUGCUCUGAACAUGACCCAAACUGCCCAACAGAAUUUGACUCAUCCUCCUCUGUCAGUCUUCAGAACAAUUCAGCAGCUGAGGACACCGGUGAGGAAACCACUGAGUGAAGAUUUCAAAAUGGAGAUGCCAUGGACUUGAAGUAAUAAACAGGGCAACAUUUAGUGUUGUGUUCAAAUGGCUCUGGGGAUUGUAAAUCAUGCAGAGUGGAAAGCUCAGAGAUUCCAAGGGAGUAAGUAAAGAUGACCAAAAGAUUGUUUUUAUUUUUUUUCCCCUUUUAUGUUUUGAUUUUGGACACCUCAAAGUGACAACUGUUCUUCAAGAAUUAUUAAAAACACAGGAAAUGGCACUUAAUUUUGUGUUAAUCAAAAUAGGUAGUGAUUAGUGGUAUUUGUAUCCAACUAUUGUUGCCCUUUUGUCCACUAAAAACUAAAAUUGAAGGGCAGUGCAGCUUGCCCUAAUCAUGUUUAAAUGAUAACUGAUCACUUGUGGGGUUGGCGGGCGAUGGAAAAGAAUGGUCAAUGGACAAUUCUGUUGGGUGAUCAAAAUGAAAAAUUCAACACCCAGUAAUCACUCCCUGAGCAUACCCUCCCCUCCCCUCCUCCAAUGCCCAUCCAGGUUGGAAAGUGGAUUAUAUCCAGCACUUUGUUAAUUCUAAACAGUCUUACAGUGGACCACCUGGAUCUGCUCAGAACCAGGAAUGGCAAAAUAAAACCCAUGUUAGAAGCAGUCAGAAAACUGCCAGAUCAACAGUUGUUAAGCCUCAACAUUUUACAGGGCAAUGAAGAGAACACAAAGGGUUUGAGUUCCAGUAUGGAAUUAGGUUUGAAGUCUAACAGUCGCUGGCGGUGUUGUGUUUUAUUUGAAGCUCAGAAAAUGCACAUUAGUCUGAGCUUUGUCCCUUGUGGCUUAGGAUGUUGUCUGAUGUGGAACCCAGCUCCCACAAUUUACUUCUAAUUUUUAUUAGUAUUUACAGUACUAUUUUUUCCACAUUUAUAAGUGAGUGUUAUAAUUUGAGUUCUGCCUUUUUGGAGUUCAUAGUUUCUGUUAUCAGCACUACCAUUAUGGCUAUGAUGAUGUGAUUUUAUUAUUUUUAUACAUUUAUAUGUAAAAAGCAAAAAUUAUGACAGAAAAAAAUCAUGUUUUUUUUAAAAAACUGAAACUUAGAAGUGUCAUCUUUGCUCUUAAGAGUGUUUUAUGGACAAACUAAAAAGUUCUUACUGAGUGAAAGUACUCCGAGAACCAUAGGAUUAUACACAGCUCAGAAGGAAACCAUUCUGCCCAUCAGACCCAUGCUAGCUCGAUAAGAGCCACCAAGAUUUUAUUCCUAUGAAAUUAGCUUUCACCAUAAUUUCAGGCAGUCGAUGUCUGAUCAUAAUUCACUGUACGUAACAUUCUCCCCAUCUUCCACCUGGAUUUCUUUACAAGUUAUAUUAACUGUGACCUCUGAUUACUGAUGCCUGUUAACCCCUCCACCCUGACACUGAUGCAAGCCAUUUCUUGCAAUUUACUUCAUCAAAAACCUUCCUGAUUUGCCAAAACCUUCUCUGUGAACCUAUGAUUCUAUGCUACAGUACUCUUGUAUAUAAUAAACAUUAAACUAUGUCUGUAUGUUUAAAUAAUCUUAUAACUAUCACGUUCUGAUAUUAGAACUUGGGUAGAAUAAACUUGUGAUAUUUGUUUUUCAGCA
Chiloscyllium plagiosum (whitespotted bambooshark) is the source of this 6271-nucleotide messenger RNA. RefSeq names its product nuclear receptor binding SET domain protein 3 (gene nsd3). Gene Ontology annotation, cellular component: nucleus. The record is from RefSeq and is a predicted model, not a curated record. Lineage: Eukaryota; Metazoa; Chordata; Chondrichthyes; Orectolobiformes; Hemiscylliidae. Gene Ontology annotation, molecular function: protein binding; histone methyltransferase activity.